AUGGACCCCCCUGCCCCCCGGCCGCGCUCGUUCGACCUCCCGAAGCCGGGCGCGGAGGCCGGCCUCGCGGAGUGGACGAGCCGGAUCAAGGCGCUCCAGCGGCAGGUCGACGAGGACGAGGAGGCGGAGCAGCGCAAGCUCGAGGAGGAGAUCGCGGCGAGCCGGCUGGCGCGGCAGAGGCGCAGCGCGAUGUACCAGGGCCCGCGGGCGGAGGGGGGCACGGGGAGGGCGGAGUCGUUGACGAAGACGGAGGAGCCGCGCGACCGGCAAAAACACCUGGACGACGCGCUGCACAGGCUCACCGCCCCCAGCGGAAGCGCGACUGCGGCGUCCCCGCCACCUUCCACGGGCCCUUCGCGGCCUGCCCCAUCGCACCCGAUCUCGCUCGCGCAGUUCAUGGGCGGGCGCCUCGCGGCGCCGCCGCUGCGCAGGCACGCGCCGCAGGCGGACGCGCACGACCCGACGCAGUUCGCGCAGCGCUCGCUCGCGGAUUUCAAGGCGCCCCACCCGAUAUUCGGGAGCCGCGGGGUGGCGAUGCCGGGGCUGGCGGGCAAGGCGCCGUCGAGCCCGCCCGCGUCCCAUGAUGAUACUGCUGCGCGCACAGAAGCGGCGUCGCCGCAUGGUGCUCCGCGCGCAGAGGCUGCUUCGCAGCGCGAGCGAAGGGUCAGCACGCCGCCGGUGGCGAGGAGGUAUGUGGAGAGGCUGGAGGUGCAGGCGCUGGCUCCGCAGAGGACGGGCGGGAGGGAGCGGACGGUCAGCACGCCUACGGGCGGCGCCCCGCUCAGGAGGGUCACGUCGCCCCGGUUUGAGCCUGAGCCAGUCAAGGAGCCGCCGCGGCACCCGAUAUCGCACUCACCCGCCCCUGGACGACGCUCGACGACUCCUUCGAACGGGAGGAUUACGCCAAGUGCACCACUGAAAUCGCCUACAUCGCCUACACCGUCCAAUGCAUACAGUACACCUUCGCGUCCAUUCACGCCAGCACAGUCGACACCCUCCGUCACAUCUUCCCCCUCCACGCCGAGCAAGACACCCAUCACCACCCCGUCCCUUGCGCGCCCCAAACAGCCCGAGCCGCCCAAGCCCUCAGUGUUCGGCCCGCAGAUCGUCCCGUCACCGAAACCCUCCCCGGCGUUCCUGCGCCCCCCGCCGGAGAAGCAGCCCACGCCGAGCCUCAGCCGGCUCAAGGGCCGCGGCUUCGUGCAGAGCAUGGUCAAGGUGAGCAGCGAGCUCUCGCAGCAGGCGACCGGCUCGCCCACCCCGGCCGGCGGGAAGGGCGCGGGCGGGAAGCGCCUGUCGAACGUGCUGGAUCGCUGGCCCGCGAGCCCCAGCCCGUCCUCGCCGCCGCCGCCGCCGCCGGCCUCCGCGCCCAUGCGCAAGUCGUUCACGGCGGACCCGGCGUCAAGUCGCGAUCGGGAGCCGCAGGCGAGCAAGCUCGCGGCGGCGGGGCGCUCGCUCAAGUCUGCGCCGUCGCUGCCGAAUAUGGCGUCCAAGGCGGCGGGCGGGGACGGGCCGGGGCUGGGCUCGUCGAAUACGCUGAUAUCGUACAUCAAGCCUAUGAAGACGGGGGAAUCGGCGCCACCGUCCAGACCGGCGACGGCGCCGCCGCAUGAAGUUGACGAGCUGGGCAUGCGGGUGUCCAGCCACCGCACGGGCGGGAGCGGGGUGUCCGGGAUAUCGUCAGGUUUGCCGCCUUCGUCUGGCAAACCGCUCAGUCAUCCAACGAAAGACAGAGUGAAGUUGAGGCGAAAAGGCAAGGACGGCAAGCCUAGCAAGAACGAGGCAGCCGUCCCUGCUGCGAUACCCGAGGAAUCGGCUACCAAUGCGCAGCGUGCUGCUGAAGCUCCUCCUAUCCAAGUGGCGCCAGAGCCUCCUCAGAGACUCGAGCCACCGACCUCCAACGCUUCCCGCGCUCUCACGCCUCCAAGUCCAAGAGCGGUCUCUCCAAAUGAAGAAGCGAAAGAGCGCUCCCUCUCGUCGACGUCAAGCAGAGAGGGGAGCACUGGCCGAGUCACGGAUCGAUGGACGAACGGCGCGGUGAUUGGGGUAAAACCCCUCGCGCCUGCAGGGCGCAUAAGCCCCCAGCCUCCGACGUCUCCUCAGCCCAAAGGGAUGGUAGGGAGGCAAGCCCUGCCUGGGCUGGCCACCGUCCCCACUCCUGCGCCUGCGGCCAAGGACGAAAAGUCCCCAGCCCCUGGUCGUCCGAAGCACGCUCGGAUUCCGAGCACGGGCAAUCGAGCGACGGUUAUGGACGUCGCGCAGGUGUUCAACGAGGUGCACAGCCGCGAGUCGUCCGUCUCGCCCGCGCCGAUGUCGCCCUCUCCUCAGGACGCGCCUGAGCCGGAGAAGCUGCCCGAGCUGGAAGCCAAGCCUGCUCCCCUCCCGAGGGUGUCUCGGCCCCUCCCCGCCCCGCCUUUGCAGAGUCGGAAGCCGAGUUACGAUAGGUACUCGGUGAUUAAUUUGCCUCCGCUUGAGGAGGAGAAGACGCCCGCACCGUCGCCUGCGGGUACCCUCGCUAAGAAGACUGCCGCGCCGCCAUCUGACCAAGAGCCAAGUCCGACCCUUGUAGCGGAGGAAUUGAAAGAGAUUGAGAAAGACCAGAAAGCCAACGCUGAAAAUCCAGUUGAGGUGGAGAUCAAGGUUGAUGAGCCUCAGCCGGAGGUUGAGAAGGUAACGGAGGAAGCGGCUCUCGAAGUCGUUCAUCUCAACUUCGUUGAAGAUUCUCUACCCUCUGUAGACGUACAAGCGGUGCUAAAGAAGCGCGCCCCCUCUUUCAAGCCUAAUCCCAACGAUACCACAGUCUCCGUCGACGUCAUGACCAUCAUGGGCAACACCGCUACCGCUGUAGGCAAAGACUCGCACAUCUUUUACGACACCGAGGUGCUCGCCAUCAUCCAUCGGUCAAAGUCGAAGACCAGCGGCCUAGUUUCUAACAAGGUGUGGGGGUGGUGCGGUAAGAAUAGUCGGCUGGAGGAGAGGGAGGAGCGGAAGCUCCAGGAGUUGGCGAAACGCUACGGCACGACUCUGGAGAGAGUACGGCAGUACAGCGAGCCGGCGGAACUUGUCCAUGUGCUCGGCGGUCGGCUGGCUAUCAGACAGGGCACGCGCGAACACUGGUCCGCCGAGAACACAUGCAUGCACCUCGUUCGCAGACACCACGGGCACAUCUUCAUCGACGAGCACGAUUUGAGCAUCCGCAACCUCUGCUCGGGCUUCAGCUACUGCCUCUCCGUCCUGGGUACCGUGUACGUAUGGCACGGGUGCGGCUCGCUCCCGCUCGAGCGGCAAGCGGCUCUCGACUACGCGCGGGGUCUGGCGGCUGACCCUGGGAGUGUGGUCGAGCUGGUGGAGGGCGAGAGCGACGAGGACGAGAUGUUCUGGAUGGUGCUGGGCGACCGCGAAGAGUACGCGCGGGCGGACCAUUGGCGCUGGCGCGCCGCGGCGGCGAAGACGGACCCUAGGGUGUGGCGGGUUGAUGGCGGGGAUGGGAAGGACUCGGUUCGCCUAGUGGCGUCCUUCACGGAUGAGGCUGCGAUAUCGAACUCGGUCUAUAUCGUCGAUUGUAUAUGGGAGUUCUUCGUCCUCGUUGGGAGCGACGCGCGCGGGAAACGGGGGAGCAUCAAGCUUGCUGUUUCGACCGCAACCGAAAUGUCGAGUCGCACGGCUGCGGCGAAGCCCUUCACGCCUGCAGUGCAUAUCGUGGUGCUGCCAUCACAGCUGCCGCUCGAUCUGAGGUUGAGUUUCCGGGAUUUGGAUGAGGAGGCGUUGAACCACGGGGAUGUCCCGAGUCAUAUGCACCUCCUCACCGUGGCCGAAGCCCAAGAACAGCUGGAGAAGUCUGUCUGGGAGAAGACGAAGCUUCAAGACCACAGUUUGCUACCUUUAGGUGUUGACGUUUCCAUGCUAUCAUGAAGGAUGGGUGUCUGCUUGAGUUGAGAUAUCAUUUCGACAUUGCUUGUAUAUCUUUAUCUAUCUCUUCCUCUUCGAUAAUCGCAAUCUCUUUCGGAGCUGUGCAGUAGUGUUGAGAUCUCGCUC
Messenger RNA from Gloeophyllum trabeum ATCC 11539, 4035 nucleotides. RefSeq lists its product as uncharacterized. The record is from RefSeq and is a predicted model, not a curated record. Bases 1 to 3912 code for a protein of 1303 amino acids. Gene Ontology annotation, molecular function: phosphatidylinositol-4,5-bisphosphate binding; actin filament binding. Lineage: Eukaryota; Fungi; Basidiomycota; Agaricomycetes; Gloeophyllales; Gloeophyllaceae. Gene Ontology annotation, biological process: barbed-end actin filament capping; actin filament severing. The transcript is spliced from 11 exons.